GAGAGAGUCAUUCGUUUGGGAUUGUGGGAGAGAGAGAAUUAAAUAAGAGACGCGGAGAAGAAGAAGAAAAGGGAGGAAGAAGAAGCGAAGCAGAGGACACCUCAUCAGGCGUGUAGUCUGAAAGCUCUUCCCCCCUCCCCUCCGCGAUGUUACAAAGGCUGUGAGCAGCUCGCCUUUUCCCAUUCGCCUGCUGUUACUUCCUUCCUGGACGCUUUCAGGACGAGUCCGGUUACUUUUAAUCCGACCAGCAACAACUCAGCCACUUUCUCCUCCUCCACGCUGCACACACGCACACACACACACACCCCAGACGUCUUCUGGCUGCUUAUUGGAUUGACUUUGACGGUUGUGUGUGUGAUUCAAGGAGGCUGCAUGUUGAACCAGGUGGUGAAUAUUUAAGGCUGGAAGAAGUAAAGGGAUUUUUUCUUUUUCCUAUGAAAGGAAAAUAUUUCAAGGACUAGUCUGAUCAUCCAAACAGCUAAAUGUUUAUAAUCAGGAACAGAUGCAGGGGACAGUGAACUGAGUAGUGCAAGUGCUGAAGAAGGAGGUUUGUUUUGAGGAAACGGGAAAGAGGAAGAAAAGAGAAGGGGAAAAUACAUUAUUGUAAGGAAGAAGGAGAGAAAAAAAACGGGGACUAUGGGGAGAAAAAAGAUUCAGAUUACAAGGAUUAUGGAUGAACGUAACAGACAGGUGACAUUUACUAAGAGGAAAUUUGGGUUAAUGAAGAAGGCUUACGAGCUGAGUGUUCUGUGUGACUGUGAGAUUGCUCUGAUCAUCUUCAACAGCACCAACAAACUCUUCCAAUAUGCCAGCACUGACAUGGACAAAGUGUUGCUGAAAUAUACUGAGUAUAAUGAGCCUCAUGAGAGUCGAACAAAUUCGGAUAUUGUUGAGACCUUGAGAAAGAAAGGACUUAAUGGCUGUGACAGCCCAGACCCUGAUGCAGACGAUUCAGUAGGUCACAGCCCUGAGUCUGAGGACAAAUACAGAAAAAUUAAUGAAGAUAUUGAUCUAAUGAUCAGCAGACAGAGAUUAUGUGCAUUGAACAAGAAAGAAAACAAAGGUUGUGAAAGCCCCGAUCCUGACUCCUCUUACGCUCUCACCCCACGCACUGAAGAAAAAUACAAAAAAAUUAAUGAAGAAUUUGAUAAUAUGAUCAAGAGCCAUAAAAUACCUGCUGUUCCACCACCAAACUUUGAGAUGCCAGUUUCUAUCCCAGUGUCCAACCACAACAGUCUGGUAUACAGUAACCCAGUCAGCUCGCUGGGAAACCCCAACCUUUUGCCGCUGGCUCAUCCUUCUUUGCAAAGAAAUAGCAUGUCUCCAGGUGUGACACAUCGGCCUCCGAGUGCAGGUAACACAGGUGGCCUGAUGGGUGGGGACCUCACAACCGGUGCAGGCACCAGUACAGGGAAUGGAUAUGGCAACCCCCGCAACUCACCAGGUCUGCUGGUCUCACCUGGCAACUUGAACAAGAAUAUGCAAGCAAAGUCUCCGCCUCCAAUGAAUUUGGGAAUGAACAACCGUAAACCAGAUCUCCGUGUGCUUAUUCCACCUGGCAGCAAGAAUACAAUGCCAUCAGUGAAUCAGAGGAUAAAUAACUCCCAGUCUGCUCAGUCAUUGGCUACUCCAGUGGUUUCCGUAGCAACUCCUACUCUACCAGGGCAAGGGAUGGGAGGAUACCCAUCAGCCAUCUCAACAACAUAUGGUACUGAAUAUUCUCUGAGCAGUGCAGAUAUAUCAUCUCUCUCUGGGUUUAAUACAGCCAGUGCUCUUCAUCUUGGCUCUGUGACUGGCUGGCAACAGCAACACCUACAUAACAUGCCACCAUCUGCCCUCAGUCAAUUGGGAGCUUGCACUAGCACUCAUUUAUCUCAGAGUACAAAUCUCUCCCUGCCUUCUACUCAAAGCCUCAACAUCAAGUCAGAACCUGUUUCUCCUCCUAGAGACCGUACCACCACACCCUCGAGAUACCCACAGCACACGCGCCAUGAGGCGGGGAGAUCUCCCGUCGACAGUUUGAGCAGCUGUAGCAGUUCCUAUGAUGGAAGUGACCGAGAAGAUCACCGGAAUGAAUUCCACUCCCCCAUUGGACUCACCAGACCUUCGCCGGACGAAAGGGAAAGCCCCUCUGUCAAGCGCAUGCGGCUCUCUGAAGGAUGGGCAACAUGAUAACAUUAUUACCUAUUAGGUUGUUUUUUCUUUUCCUUGCAGUGUGUGUGUGCUAUACCUUAAUGGGGGAGGGGGGGUCGAUAUGCAUUAUAUGUGCCGUGUGUGGAAAAAAAAAAAAACAAACAAAAAAAACAAACAAAAAAAAGUCAGGUACUCUGUUUUGUAAAAGUAUUUUUAAAUUGCCUCAGUGAUACAGUAUAAGGAUAAACAGAAAUGCUGAGAUAAGCUUAGCACUUGAGUUGUACAACAGAACACUUGUACAAAAUAGUUUUAAGGCUAACUUCUUUUCACUGUUGUGCUCCCUUGCAAAAUGUAUGUUACAAUAGAUAGUGUCAUGUUGCAGGUUCAACGUUAUUUACAUGUAAAUAGACAAAAGGAAAACAUUUGCCAGAAAUGGCAGAUCUUUACUGAGAGAGAAAGCAGCUGUUAUGAGACAUAUAGAAAAGUGUACAGAUGUUUUGACAGACCCAGCAGUUGGGUGGCCAUGAAUUGAUGCUAGAAAAAGAGUGGGUCACCUGACAUACCGAAAACGUUCACAAACAUGCAGGCAUAUGGUUAGAGUAUGGCACUCAGUUAGAAAGGAUCAAAUGUUUAAAGAGGACCAUACUUCUAAAAAAGUUGAGUUCGAGGGCUAACAUAUUUAAUUUUAAAAAAUCUGGGUCUGCAUCACUUAUUAAAUAAAAAAUAUAAAAAAUAUGUACAUUACAUUUUGCUUAUUUUCAUAUUAAAAAGUAAGACAGUUUGCAAAGCAUUUGUGGCUUUUGUAGUUUCCUCAAGCCAAAAUGUGUUCUUUUUCCCGUGAUAGCUUCGCUGAUCUUUUAAACAGUCCUGAAGAAACAAACAAGAAGGACUUUUUGUAUAGAAAGCACUACCCUAAGCCAUCAAGAACUCCAUGCUUUGCUAACCAAGAUAACUGUUUUCUCUUUGCAGAAGUUUUGUUUUUGAAAUGUGUAUUUCUAAUUAUAUAAAAUAUUAAGAAUCUUUUAAAAAAAUCUGUGAAAUUAACAUGCUUGUGUAUAGCUUUCUAAUAUAUAUAAUAAUUAUGGUAAUAGCAAAAGUUUUUGUUAUCUUAAUAGUGGGGAAUUAUAUUUGUGCGGUUGCACAUUUAACUAUUUUCUUUCAGUUUUCUUUGGCUGGGUAUACAUUUUACAGAUCAAAGUCAGCUGUUGAAAGACUGAUCUGUAAAAAAUUGGAAUUUACCCAUGGUGUAACAACUUAAGUAAUUUUAAUACAGCAUUUUACAAUCAGUUGGGUGAACUGCGAUCCAUUGUAUAUACUGAUUAGUUCUUUCAUGCUGUUUUGUGCAUUGUAACAAGGGCCCUUCUAUUACUUAACGUCCUGCGUAUCUUGUAGUUUUCCAUGGGUUAAAUGACAAAGUGACGUAACUUGGCCAUUUCUCAUUAAUAAAGCUGGUAUUCUGUCUGGCAGAAUUGGGUGUACAGCUCUAACGGCUGUCAGUUGCAUGAGUGCAGAUAAAUAUUUGGCAGAAGCAGUAGAGAGAGUUAAAGGGAAUGAUUGCCAUGAACAUGGGUAUUGUAAGGAUUACUCCCCUCUCUCACAGAUUUAAAAAUCUUAGAGAGAUCA
Molecule: messenger RNA, 3756 nt
Organism: Melopsittacus undulatus (budgerigar)
Lineage: Eukaryota; Metazoa; Chordata; Aves; Psittaciformes; Psittaculidae
Gene: MEF2C
Product: myocyte enhancer factor 2C
Exons: 11
Coding region: 637-2172 (511 amino acids)
Biological process (GO): positive regulation of transcription by RNA polymerase II
Molecular function (GO): DNA-binding transcription factor activity, RNA polymerase II-specific; protein dimerization activity; RNA polymerase II cis-regulatory region sequence-specific DNA binding
Source: RefSeq, a predicted model, not a curated record